This is a messenger RNA of Erythranthe guttata (spotted monkey flower), 1043 nucleotides long. Lineage: Eukaryota; Viridiplantae; Streptophyta; Magnoliopsida; Lamiales; Phrymaceae. The record is from RefSeq and is a predicted model, not a curated record.
GAAACGACGUCGUUUUACUAUUAAAUUCCAAUAUGAGUAAAUAAUUAAAUUAUGCAUGGGCAAUUUAAAAUAAUGAAAUAAAUAUGAUAAAAAAAUAAUGAAAUAAAAUUAAAAUCCACAAUUCAUUUCAUUUCUCAAUUCUCUUCUCCAAACCUCUCUUCUGAUUCUCUGCAGAUAAACAACAGGCCGCCAUUAAAAUGGCUAUGAAGAAAAAAAACCGGCCUUCAUUCUUCGCGGUUUUGGUCCAGGACUACAUCAACAAACUCCAAGUUCCGCCUGCUUUUGUGCGAAAAUGUGGAUUUAAUUGGCCUGAAAAUGCACAAUUGAGAACCAGCUGUGGAGAAAUUUGGGAUGUGAAAAUCGAGGAAUUCAACGAGUGCAAAUACUUCACUGUGGGCUGGCGUAAGUUUGUCGAAGAUGCAGAACUCAGGAGAGAGGAAUUUUUGGUGUUCUGGUUUAAUAUUAAUUCUUCCAUAUUUGAUGUUUCCAUUUUUGGAAUUGGGGGUUUGGAGAGGGGCAUUUCUGUCCAACAAAAUAUUUCCAUUACAGAGGAUGAACUGGAUGAUGAUGAUGCCCUAGCUCCAGCUGGAAACGGUCCACGGUUCGAUUUGCUUCUCAAGAAACAUCACAUUUCAAGGCUGCAACUUCGAAAAGAUUUUGUUGUGGCAGCUGGCUUACUGAGGGAAAACGCCGUGAUUCUAGAAUAUCCUCCGUACAAGCGUCGUUGGACGGUUACACUGCACCGCUACACGAAUGUUAAAAAGUUUAGGAUCGACAUGUCGAGGGGGUGGAGUGGAUUCAGACGAGCAAAUGAUCUCGUCUGCGGGAAAACUUACUCGUUUCAGUACAUUAAGGAUAAGAACGUCGUCGAGGUUAAGCCGGUCGAGGUUAAGCCGUUCCGUUAAGUAGGAAUUAUUUACGUUGAUCAAGAAUCCGAUUAGCAUUAAUUUCGUGUUUUCGUUUCUUUUCUGUAUUUUUUUUUUGUUAUGUAUGUAUGAAUCUUUUGGUUCAAAAUCGGAAGUUUAUUAUAUAUUGUACUUGUA